AUGGAUAACAAUGAAAUCGAAGAGACGAAGUCUUAUAGGGUGAAUUGCGAUGACUGUUGCGAGGAGGACCUAUGCAAUGCGAACUUUUCGGUGCAAUAUUACCAGGAGAUGAUGAGUCGACAGUACACUUCUUGGUUCACACCGUUGCCAGGCGAGGCCGAACAUCGCGUCGAGGAAACGGAAGACACGGCGGUCGGCUCGCCUCUCAACAAAAGUCCCGGGUUCAGCGUUUCUGCUGAGAAGUCCUACAAGGGUAUUCUGGCGAUAAUUGCUAUUACCAAAGUAGCAGGAGCUGAGGAGCUGCAGGCAGAAGCUAAUAAAAGUCCAAGAAAUGGCCAAGAAAGAGCCGUUAUAUAG
Molecule: messenger RNA, 357 nt
Organism: Ostertagia ostertagi
Lineage: Eukaryota; Metazoa; Nematoda; Chromadorea; Rhabditida; Trichostrongylidae
Source: the annotation of a GenBank genome assembly